This is a messenger RNA of Fomitopsis serialis, 1779 nucleotides long. RefSeq lists its product as uncharacterized. The transcript is spliced from 2 exons. Bases 1 to 1779 code for a protein of 592 amino acids. The record is from RefSeq and is a predicted model, not a curated record. NCBI's taxonomy places the organism in Eukaryota, Fungi, Basidiomycota, Agaricomycetes, Polyporales, Fomitopsidaceae.
AUGGAUCAGGUGCAGCAAUCAUCGUCGAAAAUGAUGUCGAUGCACCAUUUCGCCUCGAUGAUACAGAAGUUGGCUUCCGAAAUAGAACCCGGCAAAGAUUGGCAGCCUGAUGCAAUGGAUACAAUUGCUCAUCAGCUUUCUGCGGCAGCAUCCACGGUCAAAACGUUGCGCAACGCCAGUGUGCCACUCCAUCGUUUACCACCCGAGCUCCUCCGUGCCAUAUUCCUCGCUGUCCUGACGGACAGCCCGCCGGGGCUUGCGAUCGACAAAUUCGAAGGCUGUCACUACCGUGUCGAGCCGAAACCUCCAAUUCAUACUCUGCAGUCACUCCAGUUGGUCUGCAGCCUCUGGAGGAACAUCGUCAGACCGUUUCCGAGGUUAUGGUCGAGGAUCUUUGCAGACGAGAAUACUUCAUACCAGGAAAUCGACGCGUUCACCGAACGAUCCGGAAACACUCCUCUUGAUGUUACAUUUCUCAACGCGGAUCAGCUGGGCGACAUCUUAUGCCAACAUAUGGACCGAGUUCAAUUCCUCGAUAUUGCGUCGGAUUUCGACUCCGGACUUGGCGUCCAAGAUGCGUCUUACACAGACUUCAUGGAUCAGCAAGCUCCUAUUCUCGAGCGCUUCCGUCUGAUGUUGGCCGACGACAUUGAUACCUAUAUUCCGUUGUCAUUUUUCAGUGGGUUCGCACCGCACCUCACGCACCUCUCGCUGCGCCGAGCUCACCCGUGGCGUACGCCUGGGCUUCCCGAGUUGGCCCACUUGUAUGUAGCAGGCGCACCUGAGGAUAGUGACUCCACGUCGUCAGAGGCCUUCUUGAACUUCCUCGACAGGUCACCGAAGCUGGAAGAGAUCAUCCUCGUCGACGCCGGACCAGAGUCGCACAUCGUCGACUUUCCAGGGCCGAGUACACGGCGCGCACACCUCCCUCGUCUGCAUACUGUCGUCAUACGACGUUGCCACUUGCGGACACUCGCAUGUGUGUUGCACCAUGUUGUUCCCGCGAGUGGCGUGGCCAUUGAAAUGAAAAGUGUACACGAGACACAGGCCAGCAUCUACAUCGAAGCCAUUCUUAAAGACUGCGCAUUUGCAGCGCAUGCUCGUUCCCCGACGGAUUUCUCUAUCUGGAUCCAACAGAGCGGUCGGUUCACGUUCUCGUGUCGUAGUGACACAGGCUCUCUGACUUUCAACAUAAUGUUGCCGCCCUCCUGGGCCCUAGAAGAUAUCGUAGGCGCAUUGACAUCAUCAUUACCUCAUUUUCUUCAACUGGAAGCUGUGUUGCGGCUCUAUGUGGACAUCGGCCACUUCUCUUGGACGUCACACACUGCGCGACCUGUGCGCAAAAUCCUUCACGCCAUGCGAAACGUUCAAUAUUGCACCUUCCGUGUCCACGACAAGAAGUCUCUGAACCACGGCCCUUCCUUCCUAUACCGGACGCCGGAGAGCCCUGCGCCGGGACAAUUACCGUCUAUCAAAUCCUUGAACUUUGUUUGUAACAAAGAUGUCCCUCUAGAGUGGGAGCGAAUUCAACAAAUCGCUAUGAGCCGGGAUCUCCACGGUUGCUGGCUGCGCGAGCUGAUCUGUGCGGAAGUCUAUGGCGGGAAUCAGGACUCCGACAUGCGACCCGUCUCCCGAGAUUUUGGCAAGCACGACCUCUCGGACAUCGAUGCUUCUCGUUUCCAGCCUCCGGACUUCGUGCAUUUUUCGUAUGUAGAGGAGCACACAUACGAUGUUCCGGACGUACGAGGAUGGAAUGGUCAAAUAUGGAGAAAUCUGUGA